Messenger RNA from Doryrhamphus excisus (bluestripe pipefish), 6773 nucleotides. RefSeq lists its product as uncharacterized. Gene Ontology annotation, cellular component: axoneme. The record is from RefSeq and is a predicted model, not a curated record. Gene Ontology annotation, molecular function: dynein complex binding; protein binding. Gene Ontology annotation, biological process: axoneme assembly. NCBI's taxonomy places the organism in Eukaryota, Metazoa, Chordata, Actinopteri, Syngnathiformes, Syngnathidae.
UUUAAUUGGCACUUUUUCUUUCGUCGGAAAACGCCUUUAGAAGGAUUGUAGCGGACGUCAGGCUACAAGUUAGCUUAACUUCACGUUAGCAUUGCUGAGUUCAGGGACGCUAUGGAAAAAGCAGCGUCGAAGCGGAUUUCAUUGAGUGGUUGCGGCGAGGCUGAGACAACCUUUGUAAAAAGUCAAUGUCAAGAAAAAAAACUAAAAACCGGUCCGAGAAUGACAAAGAAGUUCUUGAAGGACCACUGCAAGCAGAACAAACUGUAUUCUACGCCAUAUUUGAAUGACACGCUCUACCUUCACUUCAAAGGUUUCUCCACCAUUGAGAACUUGGAGGAGUACACCGGUCUCAAGUGUUUGUGGCUGGAGAGCAACGGCUUGCAACGUAUCGAGAACCUGGACGCUCAGAUUAACCUCCGCUGCCUCUUCCUGCAGCAGAACCUGAUCCAGAAGCUGGAGAACCUGGCCCCGCUGCAGAAGCUCUGCUCCCUGAAUGUCUCCAACAACUACAUCAACACCAUCGAGAACAUCUCCUGCCUGCCUCAACUCAGCACCCUGCAGAUCUCACAUAACAAACUGGAGGUUGUGGAUGACAUUCAACAUCUGAGCCAGUGUGGGGCCAUCACAGUUUUGGAUCUGUCCCACAACCUCCUAUACGAGCCAGACAUUCUUCCGGUCUUUGAGGCCAUGCCGGAAUUACGUGUUCUGAAUCUGAUGGGGAACAAAGUGGUGACCAGAAUUCCCAACUACAGGAAGACCCUCAUUAUCCGACUCAAGCAGCUCACCUUCCUGGACGACAGGCCGGUCUUCCCCAGGGAUAGAGCCUGCGCUGAGGCCUGGGCGCUUGGUGGCCUGGAGGGGGAGCGCAAGGAGAGGGAGCAGUGGGACAACCAGGAUAGGAAGAAAAUCCGGGACAGCUUGGAUGCUUUGGCGUUACUGAAGAAGAAAGCCCAGAGGAAACUACGUCUUAAAGAGGAAGCGGAGAGAGGUGAGCUUCAGUCAUCCCUCAUGUCCGACACAUCUUGUGAGGAAUCAUCUGCUGAGAACAUCCACAGCUUUGUGCAGAACUCCUUGGACGCCCAUGAGGAGUUUCUUCAAAGUCAAACAAUUCAGUGUGAUGCAAACCAUGGAAAUGAUGAAGACUUAGAGGCAGACAAGCUAGAGUCCGAAGAUAAGAUGUCUGAGGAAGAUGAAGAACAUCUUGAGCAGGCUGAUGGAAGUCAAGUAGAGGAUCAGGUUAUCUGUGAACUUCCAACAAUCGUAAACUGUGAGGAUGCACAUCAUGAGAACCAACUUCGUUUAGUCACGGAAGACCCGCAAGGAGCAAGUCCAUCGGAGACGGAACUGAAUGAUGCGGAGUUGCUGCAUGCCGAUGAUCUUGCCGAUCCAUCUUCUCCAAGCAUCCAAAGCUUAGUGCAGGACGCAUUAGUUGGCCAUGAAGGGUUGUCCAAAGAAAAUGAAGCAGAUCAGCUUGAUGAAGAUUUGGAGGCUGGAAGGAAGAUGUCUGAGAAAGUUGGUGAACAGACUCAGCAGGUCGACCAUGAAGAGAAGGUCCUCUGUGAUGAAACAAGAGAACCAACAAUUGCAAGUAAUGCGAACAAUGAAAACGAGAAGAAGCUUCCUUCCAUGGAACCCACUGAGCAUGUUGAUGUUGAUGAGCUUCCUGUUCUUGAGGAUGUGGAAUCACCUUCUCCCAACAUCCAAAGCUCAGCUCAGGACUCGCUGGAAGUCCAUAAAGAGUUCCUCCAAAGUCAAACAAGACCACUGUCCAAAGAAAACCAAGAAAGCAAAGCAGAUCAACUUGAUGAAGAGUUGGAGUCUGAGAAACUCGAUGAACAUGCUCAUCAGGUAGAUGUUCAGGACAAUCAGGUUCUCAGGGAUGAAACUAGAAGAGAACCGACAAUUGUGAGUCAUGCUAACGACGACCAACAGAAGGUUCUUGUAGCGGAGUUGGCGCUACAAAAUCCCAGCACUCUAAUGACUGUACAGGAGGAUGCACGGUUGCCGCAUGUUGAUGAUCUUGCUAUUCUUGAAGAUGCGAAACCACCUAGUCACAACUUUGUGUGGGACAAAGUGGACUCCCAUGAGAAGUUUCUCCAGAAACAAACAAAUCUAUCUGAAGGAAACCAGCAAAAUGAAAACCCUGAAACAAACCAUCUUGAUGACUUGGAGGCUGAAGAUGAAGAUAAAAUAUACGAAGCUGAAAGAGCUCAGCAUGCAGAUGGUGAGGAGGACCAGGUCCAUCUUGUCAAAGAACCAGAAAGAGAACUUCCAACGUUUGCAAACAAUGAAAGGAAGCAACAGGUCUCUGUCAGUGGAGACCCUCCCGAAGAGCUAAAGGUUCCUGCUUCCACGGGGUCUGGCGUGGAGGAAGCAGACCUUCUAUACAUCGAUGGGCCACCUUCUGCAGCCAUCUUUGUGCAAGACACACCGGAGGUCCAUGAGGAGUUUCUCCACAGUCAACCCAACGAAAACCAAGAAAUCUGCAAAGACUCCAAAUCAGAGCAAUUUGAGGAAAGAGGAGAGACACUGAUGGAAUUUGAGAUGUUUGAAGAACAUGCUCAACAAGCCGAUGGAGAAGAGUCUCAUGUUCCUUGUGAUGAAACAGAGGUUGAACCUGAAACAUUAAGCUACGAGGGCAAAGACCAGGAGAAUCAACAUCCCUCUGUGGAAGUAGAAGCUCCUAAAAACCCAGAUGAUCCUGGUCCUCUGGAGAUUGGACUGCAGGAACCACAAACAGUACACACAAAUAUUGUACCUGUUCUUGAGGAUGUAGAACCACCUUUUGAGAACAUCCAUAUCUGUGUGAAGGACAUGUUGGAAGCAUACGAGGUCUCAGGUCAAUCCACACCGCAACCAAGCAUCCAAAACUCAGAACUUGUUGAAGGUUUGGAGGCCAAGAUUGAAGAUAAGAUGUCCGAGGAAGAUGAACACGCUGAUGGAGAGGAGCAUCACGUUCUUGGUGAUGAAACGAAAAGAAAACCUAAAAUUGUGAGUCAUUUGAAAGAUGAACAUCAAACCCAGGGAGACUCACCCAAAGAACCGCUAAGUCCUCCUGGACCUGGGACUAGACUGGAGGACAUCGAGCCACCGCAAAUGUCUCUUCAUAUUCUUGGAGAUGUGGAAGCAUCUGCCCAGAACAUUCAUAGCGUUGUGAAGGACACACUGGAGACACAGGUGGAGACACUGCAAUGUGAUGAAAUCCAGGAAAAGAGUUCAGAGGUCAACACGUGUGCAGAUGAAGAUGAACAGACUCAGCAGGCCGAUGGAGAAGAGUAUGGACUUCCUGGUGAUGAAGCAGGAGGAGAAUCUACAACCGAAGGUCCAUGUCCACAGGAGACUGGACAGCAGGAUGAAGAACCACUGCAUGCUGAGGAUGCUCCUGCUCUCUGGGAUGUUGGAGAACCUGCUGGAAACAUCCAGAGCUUUGUGCAGGCCACAGUGGAGAACCAUGAGGAGUGUUUCCACAACCAGAUGACACAGCAGACCAAUGAAAACCAGGAAAAUGAAAAAGUCUUCAAAUCCGAACCAGAGCAGGAAGAGUUGGAGGACAAGACCAAAGAUAAGAUAUCUGAAGAAGAGGAUGAACUUCUUCAGCAGGUGGAUGAAGAUGAUAAUCAGGUUCUCAGAGAUACAGCAGUACAGGAGCUUCCUUCCGUGAGGGUAGAUCUCUCUGAAAAACCACUCACCUCCAGUACAACUGGGAUACAGGAAGUAGAGUCACAGCACCGUGACGAUGUUCCUGCUCUCCGAGAUGAUGAACAACCUGCUGGAAACAUCCAGAGCUUUGUGCAGGCCACAGUGGAGAACCAUGAGGAGUGGGUCUACAACCAGGAAAAUGACAAAGCCUUCAAAUCCGAACCAGAGCAGCUUAAGGAAGAGUUGGAGAACAAGACCAAAGAUAAGAUAUCUGAAGAAGAGGAUGAACUUCUUCAGCAGGUGGAUGAAGAUGAUAAUGAGGUUCUUGGAGAUCAAAGAGGAAGAGAUCUUCCUUCUGUGAGGGUUGAUUCUUCUGAAGAACCACAUUCUCCUCAUCCAAUGGCAACUGGGAUACAGGAAGUAGAAUCACAGCACCGUGAUGAUGUUCCUGCUCUCCGAGAUGAUGAACAACCUGCUGGAAACAUCCAGAGCUUUGUGCAGGCCACAGUGGAGAACCAUGAGGAGUGGGUCCACAACCAGGAAAAUAACAAAGUCUUCAAAUCCGAACCAGAGCAGCUUAAGGAAGAGUUGGAGGACAAGACCAAAGAUAAGAUAUCUGAAGAAGAGUUGGAUGAAGAUGAUAAUCAGGUUCUUGGAGAUCAAAGAGGAAGAGACCUUCCUUCUGUGAGGGUUGAUUCUUCUGAAGAACCACAUUCCCCUCAUUCAAUGGCAACUGGGAUACAGGAAGUACAAUCACAGCACCGUGAUGAUGUUCCUGCUCUCCGAGAUGAUGAACAACCUGCUGGAAACAUCCAGAGCUUUGUGCAGGCCACAGUGGAGAACCAUGAGGAAUGUUUCCACAACCAGACGACACAGCAGACCAAUGAAAACCAGGAAAAUGCCGAAUCAGAGCAGCUUCAGGAAGAGUUGAAGGACAAGAUCAAAGAUAUGAUAUCUGAAGAACAGGAUGAACUUCUUCAGCAGGUGGAUGAAGCGGAUAAUCAGGUUCUUGGAGAUAAAAGAAGAGAUCUUCCUUCUUUGAGGGUUGAUUCUUCUGAAGAACCACAUUCCCCUCAUCCAAUGGCAGCCGGGCUACAGGAUGUGGAACCACCUUCUGAUGACAUGCAGAGCUUCGUGCAGGACACACUCUUCAUCCACCAGAGUCCAACACAGCAUUCCAAUGAAGAACUGGAAGAAGAUUCAAAAUCAGACCAUCUUGAUGAAGGCUUGGCUGUUGAGAUCCACGUGAAGAGUUCUGAGGAAGAUGAAGAACAAGCUCAGUGUGUGAUUGGAGAGGAAGAUCAGGUUCUUUGCAUCAAAGCAGGAAGAGAAUCUUCAACCGUUGUAAUCCAUGGGAGUGAGCACCAUGACAACCAGCUUCCUUCAGUGAAGGUAGACCCUCCUAAAAGAACACAUUGUCCUGGUCCACUAGAGACUGGGCUACAGGAUGCAGACCCACUACUCAUUGAGAAUCUAACUGAUCCUCAGGAUGUGGAUUCACCUGGUGGUAACAUCUACGUUAUACAAGACACAUUGGAGAUCCAUCACAGUCAAACACAGCAAUCUGGAGAAAAACCAGAAGAUGAUUCCAAAUCAGAACAGCUCGAUGGAGGGUUUGAGGCCAAGAUCCAAGAUGAGAUGUCUGGAGAUAAAGAUGGGAAGGAGCAUCAGUCUCAAACCAGAGAACCAACUAUGAACCAGUCAAGUGAGGAGCAGGAUCAGAAGCCGCUCCCUGAGAGGGGAGAUUCUCCUGAAGAAGCAGAAGGUCCAUGCAGCCUGGAGACUGAACUGCCACUGAAAACUGAGCAUUUGGAACCAAAAGUUGAGAACUCAGAGAACUUCAUCCAGGACACAUUAGAGAGCUUCCAAAGUCAAACGCAGAAAUCCAACGAAAAACCUGAAGACUCUAAAUUAGAGCAUCUUCACAAAGAGUUGUCUGUUGAGAUCCAAGAUGAUGAAGAACUGCUUCAGCAGGUUCAGGUUCAAGUUCUUAGCAAUGACACAGCAAUUGUAAGCCACGAGAACCAGCUUCCUUCUGUGAAGGUAGACUCUCCUGAAGAAGCACCCGGUUCUGGUCCCCUAGAGACUGCACCGCGGGAUGCAGAACCACUUUUCAUUGAUGAUCUGCCUGAUCUUCAGGAUGCGGACCCUCCGAAGGAAAUGUUCUCACACCUACGCAUGUUUAAACCAAAAAUCCAAGUCCUGUCAGCAGAUGGAUCGGUCAUCAGUUCCUCAGAUACCGAGUUGUUUCUCUUAACAAGUGACUGCUCCGAGCCGACUGAACCUCCUCACGACUCAUCACUCAUCUAUCCAGAAGAUCUCCACCAUCACCUGGAGCCACUGCCUUUGGAGCUGGAGGAAAAAUGUGAGACAAUUCAAAUGUCUGCUCUGCGCUGCUUGAUUGUGGAGCUGGACUGAUGUCAUCAUCACCAUUGGAGUUCGUACGGUAGAUCUAUGAUGUCAUCAUCAUCACCAUUGGAGUUCGUACGGUAGAUCUAUGAUGUCAUCACCAUUGGAGUUCGUAAAGUAGAUCUAUGAUGUCAUCAUCACCAUUGGAGUUCGUACAGUAGAUCUAUGAUGUCAUCAUCACCAUUGGAGUUCGUACGGUAGAUCUAUGAUGUCAUCAUCACCAUUGGAGUUCGUACGGUAGAUCUAUGAUGUCAUCAUCAUCACCAUUAGAGUUCGUACAGUAGAUCUAUGAUGUCAUCAUCAUCACCAUUUGAGUUCGUACAGUAGAUCUAUGAUGUCAUCAUCACCAUUGGAGUUCGUACGGUAGAUCUAUGAUGUCAUCAUCACCAUUGGAGUUCGUACAGUAGAUCUAUGAUGUCAUCAUCACCAUUGGAGUCCGUACGGUAGAUCUAUGAUGUCAUCAUCACCAUUGGAGUUCGUACGGUAGAUCUAUGAUGUCAUCAUCACCAUUGGAGUUCGUACGGUAGAUCUAAUCAAAUCCUUACAAAUGUCAACUGAAAAGGACCAAAUAAAAUCUAGAAUCUAAAAAAAAGUUACAUUUGUAAUAGAAUUAUUAAGUUAAAAAAAUGAUUGGUACCUAGUCUAUCCAAAUAUAGUUAAUUAAUUAGUUAAUUUAAGUUAAUUUAAUCAUCUAAUUAAGCUUCAAUAUUAAAUUGUCCAUUUUU